AUGGCCGGCAAAACGUACAAAACCGGAAAAUUGGAAUCGGACAUUGAUAGAUUGAGAGCAGAAGGCAACUGGCCUCGGCUGCUGGACAUGUCCAAACAGAUCGCCACCAAGGCACCUGCAUAUGAAACACUGAGCAAGUAUCUACAAACAGAAUGUAAGGUUGAAAGGUACUUACUAGAUAAUCCAGUUACAUUUGGUAGCAGUUCGAACAACGCAACAUCUUCUACAAUGAACACAACUGCUACUACUGCUUCGUACCAAGAACCCGACAUGAAACAUGAAACCUUAAUGUUGAUGGCAAAACUACAUUACUCCUUGAAUGAGUUGGACAAAGUGUUGAACAUUUAUCAUGAGAUUGGCCUCGAUGCAUUACAACUUCAGGACAUCAGUAGUAGAAAGUUGAAACUCAUUGGUGAAGCUUUUUCUCUUAAAGGUAUAUGUCUAGAGAGGCAGUUAACGGCAUCCCAUAUGGAAACAUCACAACCAUCAGAAAUAGAAAAUGAGAUAAUUCACUGCUACGAAAAAUCAGGCAACAUUUCACUUUUCCAGUUGAUUGACAGGCAAGAGAGGUGGGGCUCCAAAAUGGGAGGAGUCUCAGGAACAGGUGUGGUCCAUCCUGUCAGUGAUGUUGAUAAUGUUGGGUUGAGUCCGAUGGUCGAGCAUGCCAUUCAACGAUCUCCGCUGCUCUACAUCAGGAGAGGUGAACUUGACAAGGGCAUCAACAGAUUUCGAGAUUUGUUGAGGGUCGUUGAGGUGAAGGCCACUCAGGGAAUGAGACAGACUCUUGCAAGGCAGUUGGCGGAGGUGUUGAUGAGAGGUGUGUGUAGGGCGUCGUACACUCCAAUACAGUUGCUACAGCAGCAGCAGCAACAACAACAACAUGAUCCUCACGAUUUCAAUAUUUUGAAACUUAAGAAGUUUGCCAGUGAUAAGUUGUUCAUCCCAAAAGACGAAAACGAAGAAACUUUGCUUCUUCUGCUUAUAUCAGAAUCUAUUGCAACUCGUGAGGUGGUGUUGAACAGGUCUCAAGAGCUGUCCCAGGCUCGCAGCCACACACUGCACAAUGCAACAUCCGUGUACGACCUGCUGACCAUCUGUCUAGCCAGGAAGUCUCAGUAUCAUCUACUUUCCGAGACAUUCGAAAAAGCGAUGAAAUUUUCAUUCAAUGAAUUCCACAUUUGGUUUCAGUUUGUCCUCUCGCUUGUAUGCUCGCAGAAAUUCAGUCGGGCGUACUUUGUGUUGAAGGAGUGCAUGAAACUCUCCCCUGAAAAUCCAACCCUGUACAUGAUGGCAGCCAAACUCUGCUAUGAGCAUCUCAAUCUGGUUGAUGAUGGUAUUAAACAUUCCGAAGAAGUCAUCAGGAUAUGUUCUUCAUCAUCGUCGUCAUCUUCUUCCACUGCAUCACACUCCAACAAUCCAGUACAAAAGAAUCCAAUGUUGGAAACUCAAAAGUCCUUGUUCCAUGCAAGAGGUCAUCUCUUUCUGGGCAUCGGUUACAGCCUAAAGAGAGAAGAACUGAAAAUGUUAACCGAGAGGCAGAUGUACCAGAAGAUGUCUAUCGAAGCUUUUAAGAUGUCCAUCUCCAUUGAUUCAUCGGACCAUCUGGCAUACUUUCAUAUGGCCUAUCAGAUGGCCGUGUCCAGGAAGAUAGUGGAAUCACUUUCCUACGUGCGGACGGCCCUGCAAUUGAGGAGGGACCAUCUCCAGUCACUCCAUCUACUUGUACUUCUUCUCACUUCACAGAAACAAUACGAAGAAGCUUCCAAACUCAUUGAAGCUACUCUUGUUGAAUAUCCUGACGAUUUCAGUUUACUUUUCACAAAAUGCAAACUGGAUGUGGAACUCGGUCUGGCUGAGGUGGCCCUACAAACAUGCAGGCACAUGCUUCAACUCUGGAAAUCCAUGUUUGAGUGCAUCAUACUGGAUACUGCGGAUGAUCGGGUGGGGGGAGGAGGAGGAGGAACAGGGUUGCUGGAGCGCAUCACCAACGAUCACCAAUCCCUCCUGCACUUGCAAUAUUGUGAGGUUGCCGAUCGAGAUUCCGGGUCGACAAGAGCAGAAUCAGUUGCAGCAUCCAGGUUGGAGCAAAACUUGUGGGAGGUCGCUUCAUCCCUUGGAAGCAACCUUCAGCCAAGAUCUGUGGUACCUUCAGGUCCCCAGCAAGCCAUUCUCUUGCAGGCACAAAUCUGGUUGCUGCUUGCUGAAUUGUACUUGAAGCUGAAGAAGUUGGAUUCAGCGCAGGCGUGCAUACAAGAAGCGGGAACUCUCUGUCCCAUGUCUCAUGUUGUCUCCUACAUGAGAGGCAGGUAUUUGGAGUCGAAGGGUAUGCUGAAUGAAGCGAGGAAGGUCUACGAGAAUGCCAUCUCCAUCAAUCCGUCUCACGUCAGGAGCAUGCUCAGAUUGGGCAUCGUGCUACAUCGCUUGGGCAACGACAGACUUGCCGAGACGACUUUGAGGAAUGCGGUCAGUUCUGAUCCUACGUCCAGUAUGGCUUGGCGAACCCUCGGACAGGUCUUGGAAUCUUUGGGGGAUUCGAAAGUUGCAUCCGAAUGUUUAGUGACCUCGCUUGACCUCGAAGCUACCGACCCAAUCCUUCCAUUCUCAAUUGUUCAAAGAACAUGUUCCUAAUUCUUUUGGAUCAAAAUUUCGACACUGCUAUUUGUAUUUAUUUGUAUUCAUAGAUGUUCAAUAUUUGUAAAAUAUUUGCUGGCUGCAGUUUUAUUUUAUUUUAUUUUUCUUUCUGAAAAUGUGUCUAGGUCAAUGAUUUUUUUCACAUUUAGACAUUUUCAUUUAUCUUAAAGAUUUUAAAUAUUGUUUAAAGCAAUUAAAGGUUUGUGUAACGAUUGUGUUUGCUAGUAAACAGCAGUAAUUGAAUAAGAAAUAUUAAUUGUUUCUGUGCCUGGUAAAUGAUAUCAAUCG
Molecule: messenger RNA, 2919 nt
Organism: Helobdella robusta
Lineage: Eukaryota; Metazoa; Annelida; Clitellata; Rhynchobdellida; Glossiphoniidae
Exons: 24
Coding region: 1-2628 (875 amino acids)
Biological process (GO): phosphatidylinositol phosphate biosynthetic process; protein localization to plasma membrane
Cellular component (GO): plasma membrane
Molecular function (GO): protein binding
Source: RefSeq, a predicted model, not a curated record